Molecule: messenger RNA, 3005 nt
Organism: Arachis stenosperma
Lineage: Eukaryota; Viridiplantae; Streptophyta; Magnoliopsida; Fabales; Fabaceae
Product: protein REBELOTE
Exons: 15
Coding region: 534-2600 (688 amino acids)
Biological process (GO): ribosomal large subunit biogenesis
Cellular component (GO): Noc2p-Noc3p complex; Noc1p-Noc2p complex; nucleoplasm
Source: RefSeq, a predicted model, not a curated record
CUCUUUCAUUCGCAGAAACUCAGCCAAAAAACCCUAGCACUGUAAGCCUACACCGCCGCAAGGAGCGGCAUACUGCCCCCGUCCGUCUUUCUAUCUAGCUUCCCUCGUGCUCCAAAUCUUCAAUCCCUGUUCACUGUCACCGAUCGCAGCUGCUUCCUCGAGCUCGGCGUCCGUCGUCUUUGUCUGCCCAGCCGCGCUUCCGCCGCCGUUUGUGUGCCGUUCACGUUCGCGUCUUCGUUCGCGUUCUUCGCCAUUCAAUUUUGCUCGGCGUUCACCGUUCGCGUUCACUCGCCGUUCACCGUUCGCGUUCACUCGCCGUUCACCGUUCGCGUUCACUCGCCGUUCACCGUUCACCGUUCGGGUUCGCAUUCGCGUUCGUCUGGAAGCCACGUUGCUGUGCUUCAAACUCUGCCCAACCCGCGCGCUCCACCUAGCCGUCGAACUGCUCUCUUUUGUCGCCGCCGAAAUUUUUUGAGGUAUAUAAGAAUUAAGAAGAAGAUUAUUUCAACGGUCUCUGUUGAUAUUGUUACCAAAUGGGAAAGCUAGGGAAGAAGGCAAGAAAAUUUGCAAGAAAGAAUCUGCAGUCAGUUUUGAGGAACAAAAGGAAGUUAAAAUCCAAAUUCAAAAGGAAAGCUUCAAAAACAACGGGAGGUCAAGAUGUUGAAGAAAACCAAGAGAGGGACACAACAAAUCUAUCUACGGAAAGAAAAGCAAUGGCUGAAGAAAUUGAAGAUGUUUCCCUUGAUGAUGUAUUCAGUGAAGAUGAUAGUGAGGGCCUUGGAGAGGAUUCAGACAGUGAUGUAUAUCUUUCUGAGGAUUCAUGCUGUGCACAUUUGACGGAAUGUGAUGGUGAAAGUGAAAAUAAUACUGAUAGCAGCAAUGGAGGUAGUUCCUUAAUGGUUCAUAACAGAGAUAUUCGUGCAGAACUUGUGAAGAAAGCAAAAAGGUUGAACAAAUUAAAAGAAAAGGAUCCAGAGUUUGCCCGAUUUCUGGAACGUUAUGAUGUGAGCAUUAAACAAGCCAAAGAUGAUGAAACUAGUUCUGAUGAUGAAGGUGGUUUAGAUGGGAUGCAUCCAAUGAAUGAAGAUGCUGUUCGUUCUCAUGUACCCAAAUGUUUAACAAGUGGACAAGUUGAUUCUUUGUGUAAUAUGGUUAAAAAAGAUCAUAACAUGGCAGCCCUUACUUGUCUCAUAAAUGCUUAUUGCACAGCCUGCCACAGUGAUUCUAAAGCACCUAGUGCCAGUAUUUCUGUCUUAUCCCACAACAUUCAGAGUGGUGAAACUUUCUCCAAGAUAUUAAUGUUCAUGCUACAUGAGGCUGAUACUAUAUUUAGGAAGUUACUGGGAUUGUCAUGCUCGAAUUGCAAGAAGGAAACUGUUUUGGAACUAAAGAAUACAUCAAAAUGGUUAUCUCUGAAACCGCUUAUUAAAUCAUACCUUAGGAGUACUCUGUUUCUCCUGAACCAGGUUACAGACUCAGAGUUAUUGACAUUCACAAUUUGUCGACUAAGAACUUCAAUCAUCUUCCUAGUUGCAUUUCCAACUCUGUUGCGCAAGCUUCUUAAGAUUUCUGUUCAUCUCUGGGCAACAGGUGAUGAGUCUUUGUCAUCACAUUCCUUUCUCAUCAUCAAAGAUAUAUCUUCCAUGUUUGGCUUGAAUUGGUUUGAUUCCUGCUUCGUCAAAACAUAUAAAGCAUUCAUUAAUCACACUCAAUAUGUUGACCAAAGGUUGUUUGAGCAUAUACAUUUUCUAAGGAACUCCUUUCUGGAGCUCUGCAGUUUAGAUGUGCAGAAAUCAUCUAACAUGGCAAUGAAAUGUAUGCUGCACCUGGCUAAGAUAUUGCAGAAGGGGCGGCAGACAAAGAAGAAGGAGGUGGUUAAAAAAAUUUGCAGUUGGCAGUACAUUAAUUGUAUUGAACUCUGGGUUGCAUUUAUAUCAGCAAAUGCACCUGAGUAUGAUCUUCAUCCAUUGCUAUACAUGAUUGUACAGAUUAUAAAUGGAAUUGCUCUACUGUUUCCUGGUCCUAGAUACUUACCACUGAGGAUAAGAUGUAUCCAAUGGCUUAAUCAACUUGCUGGUUCUACUGGGAUUUUCAUCCCUGUUAUAUCAUUGGUGUUGGAUGUUGUAGCAUACAAAAUUGCCAAGGAUGGUGGUAGAAAGCCUGGCAAAGGUUUUGAGCUACAGUCUACCAUAAAGCUUCCAAAGCACUGGUUAAAAUCACGCAACUUCCAAGUGGAGUGUAUCUCAUCUGCCAUUGAGCUCCUUUCUGAGCAUUUUGCACAAUGGAGCUACCAUAUAUCUUUUCCUGAGCUGGCAACAGCUCCACUUGUCCACCUCAAGAAGCUCUAUGAGAUAACUUCUAUUGAGAGUUCUAGACGGGUUAUCAAGCGUUUCAUUGAUCAGGUGGAGAUGAAUGUUGACUUUGUGCAAAAGAAGAGAGAGGAGGCGCCUUUCUCUCCGAAGGAUCAGCAGACUGUUGAAACAUUUCUUCAGAUUGAAAGACGUAGUGGUAACACUCCGUUUAUGCAAUACUAUAGAAGCAUAAUGAGUAAGGCUGUAACCAGGAAAAUGAUUUCAAAUACAAAGGCAGCAUUAGUCUAGGAGUUCUGAUCUGGAUUUGGAUUCGGAUUCUCUUCUGUGAAGGUAGUUUGUAACUGAACAUGAGGGUUUCUCAUCCUUGAACAAGCUGAACUACUAUUUUCCUUUGGUGGUCAAUGGGAUUUUAACUUUCUCAUCUUCAAUGGAUCACAUUUUUAAUGUACAAUUAAAUUCUCUAUGUUAAGCUCUUGACAGUUUCCUAAGUCUUAACACAAUGGACGAAGCAAAAUGCAUGGUCAAAAAUGCUUGAGGUGAUUUGACCAUCAAUGAAACCUGAAAGAAUCAAUGUUUUCAUGUUUCAGGGUCUGAGGAAAAUGGAAGUUUCUUCCAUUACGGAAUUUUUUGUACACCUUAGCUUAAGUUCAAUCAUUAUCACAAUAAAAUAACAAAAUAGCAACCUUGAGGAGU